UGGUUUGAGGUGUUCCGUGACGGAAGCUGAUUUACCCAUGCACAAAGAUUUAUUAAUGUAAGCUCUUGAAAACGAGCUCUGUGAUAGUGUCUCGAAAACUUAUUAAACUAAAAACAAACAAACAAAAAAGAAAAACAGGGUUAUAAUUCGAGGAGCAGAACCGUGUCGCUGUUUUUUACGACUACUUACACGCGGUGUGUUUAGCUAUUAAACACGAGUCACAUUCCUCGCUUAGCUGGAAAAUAAACAAACGCAAUGCUAACGGCUAAUGGACUGUAGAUAACGAGCAACGCGGCGAGAGCCAGCCUCAAGAUUAUGAAGAAGAUUGGUUAUGAAGACUGAUUCAGACUGAAGAGAAACUAUGGAGCUGUACUGGUACAUAGUUGUCAUAAUAUUUAUUAUGAUAAAGAUCUUCUUCUACGUUUGCUGGUACCGCUCAAGACAGAGGCAGCUGGCAGCAUAUCUCAGCAAUCCACGCAAUGCCCAGAUUGUUAUUGUCGGAGGAAGAGCAUACCUGCAUCAGAUGUGCGAGAACCAAAACAGAUCAAUUUGGCCAAAUUGGUAUGGCGUUCAGGAUGACGGCUCUGUAGGUGAGCCAUCUGUUUCUCUUCCUCCAUCUUCAUCUCUCUCUCAUCUGGACCUGCCCCCUCCAUACGAGACGGUUUCUGGAGCGGAUGACUUGAAGCCUCCUCCGUACAGCGAGUUUGCUCAGAAUGAUGACACAGAUACGUCUCAGAGCAUCGCAAUCCCAGAGGGCAACAAUUCGAGCAUCAGCGAUGACCCGCCUCCAUACAGCCCCACUGCCAAUCAGCACACCAGCGUCCAGUGCCAAGUGGAGCCUGAGGAAAGAUCCAGCUAGUCCCUUCCAAUGUCAUUUCUUAAUUUUGUUCACAGCAAGGGCUGUUAUUCUUCAUGCAAUUGCUCAACGUAUAGUUAGGGACUCAUUUUAUGUCAGUUUUACUCUUAAAUAAAAGGUGCAUGAGGUGGAUUCUAGACAUCCUAAGAGAUUAAGGGAGCUGGCUGGUUAGGGAUAGAGUGGCCUAAUGUUCUAAACAGAUAAUAUGGUGAGCUGCUCUUGUGUUAAUGGGUGCUUUAAGCUCACUCAUGCCUUAUUUUGAUUUCUUCUUGUAUAACCAGCAUCAUAACACAUUUAUAUACCAUCUUUUCUAGACAAUAAAUUGCACCAGGUACAAGUUUUAAUUCUAUCUACUUAGAGCAAACUUUCAUAUACUUUGUUUUAUAAGUCACUGUAAUGUAAUGUAUCCAUCAUCUUAUUUUACAUACUGUAUGUUCUGCUCCUAAAACAGCACUUAAGCGCAGCCUAGUAGUAUAUUAUUGUUUUUGCUACUGAAUAUGUCCUUAAACAUUUUCUUUUACUUUUAGACUGAAACCUCCUUAUUUACUUAAUAUGGAGCUUUUUUGGCGUGGAAACAUCGAGGUGAUACUAGUGUGAUUUCCAAUAACCGUCCUCUCGCAAAUGAAAUAGAACACCUACCGCGAGACAAACCCAUCACAAGUUACAGCAUCUUCUACCCAUGCUAAUGCCUGGAAAAUCUGGUUACACACAAGUGCACAGACCCCUCUGCAGUGAUCUUGCAUUGAUUUUUAUAAAAUUUAAUGACUUCUUCAGUACAGGGGUGGACAAAUGAUCUAUUCCUUAGCCAGCCCUCAUGUUAAGUGGAAACUCCAGAUUAUUGCCCAGAUUCCUAGCACAGUUAGGAAGUUUAUUAAUCUCAGGAAUAGAGAAUAAGGAAACGAAAAAUGCAUAUGACCCAGGUAGUCUUUAUCAUCACCUAAUAAAAUUGUAACAUACAUAAAGUUGAACGUUUCCUACAUAUGUAUUUUCAGCAAAUCACAGUAUAAAUAUUACCCAUGGCUUUUGGUUAGCUUUUUUUGUGCUAGCAGAAGGUUAGUUAUACGACAGCUUUGCACUAGAGUGUAGAUUGCUUUGUUUCAUCAGUGUUUCAGCAUACUGUAGCGCAAAAAAAAAAAAAUUCUUUUGUAAUUUGUAAUCCACCUACUAGAAAAAAAGGACAUUUCUCACCAUCCAAAUUGCUACUCUGCGAAUGUGUGGAGUGCAGCAUGCUGUGGGAUUUCAAGCAUGUGCUAUAGUUACAGCAGUGAAGUUUGUCAUAUGAUUACGUAGCUGUUAAUCAUCCACACCAAACUAAAAGUAAGAAGUACAAUUUUUUUUUUUAAAGCCUGGACAUAAAAACUCGCUCGUCGCUGGCUCCUAAUUUGUCCACCCCUGUUGUGUAGUCAUCAGUUAAGUGUACAUAAGUGUGUAGAUUGAUCAGUGCCAUGUUAGAACCCAAUUUUUCAAAUGUAGAUGUGUUAAGAAACAUUUGUUCUUGUCUCUAUAAAUGCCCAAAGGGACAGGAUUCUGUGCAGAGGUUUAACCUCAUGUUUAUGCAUAACCUCGCUUUGUAUGUGAUGACAAUUUCUAAAAAAAAAAAAAAAAAAAAAAAGAAUCCCCAAGCACUUUUAUGUCUUGUAAUUGCCUUACUUCUGUCUGUGUGUACUGUAAGUAGGCAUGUGCCGAUAAUAGGGUGUACAGUAUAGCUAAAUAUUCAAGUUAAUGUUUUCAUGGACCCUUAAAGCUAUUAUAACCAUCCUUGCAUUACAUUCAUGAGGAAUUAACCUUGUCUCAUUCAGUAUGAUGGUUCAUUUCUUUUGCAUUCUUCAUAUCAUGAAUGAGACAUGUUUUCUUUUCGGUUUAAAUGCUGCUAUGCUUGUGAGAACUGGUCCAGAUAAGCAUUUUAUUUUCUUAACUUGAUAUGAUGUUAUUGUAACCAUGAAUAAAUCUUUCACUUAUUGUGAUAUGACAAUGUAAUAUCGGCACACGCCUAUUUGUAUGUGGCGAAUUAAUUAAUCAAAUGAAUUAAUUGUCGGAGUCCACGUGGCAAUGAUGACGUGUGUAAAUGCGGAGAGUAUAACCGCCAUACUCUUUGGCUUAUCAGGUGACCGUAAUGAUUUUAUGCAUUUACGCCACACAGUAAUGAACCUGCCUUCUUUGAUUUAUUUCAGUAUGUGUGUUUGGUAGUUGACCUUCCUGUCAAUGUUAAUGUGUUUUGAAAGAAUGUAUGACUGUGCAGUUGUCAAAUGUAUCAGGUUAACAUGUACCUACUGGCCAAUUUAUUAGACACACCUUCCUUAUUGGCUGCACUAGUGCCACAAAAACCACAGUGUAAGUGUCACUACUGAGUUGGGACUAAACCACAACACAAAUAUCUGUUAAGCAGUGAUUCUUUGAAGGUCCUUUUUCACUCAUUGACAGUGUAUAGAGAGACUAACAUUGUACAGAGCAACAGAUGGGUUAGUCAGUAUUUAAAGAACUGUAAAAUGGCCUGUAUGGUUGGUGAAUCUGUUAAAUGGUCAGUAAGUAGAUACCAUGUAAUAAACUGGCAACUUGGUGUAAAGGGAUCAAUACUUUUUAUUAUUAAAGCAUCUUGGUAAAAGAA
Molecule: messenger RNA, 3461 nt
Organism: Clarias gariepinus (North African catfish)
Lineage: Eukaryota; Metazoa; Chordata; Actinopteri; Siluriformes; Clariidae
Exons: 5
Coding region: 362-859 (165 amino acids)
Source: RefSeq, a predicted model, not a curated record